UCUUUGAUCAUGAAUGAACGAUUUUGUAGUAAAGUGAUACUUUGUAUUAUUUUAUUUUAAAAUAAUGUACGUGCCUUAUAUCGCUGACUUUAAAAGGAAGAUUGAUACCCGAUUAAAUUGUGUAUAAAACUGUUGUGAUGAAAAGUUGUUAGUGCUAGAACAAAAUGAGAAAUAUAAUAGUAUUCGCGUUGUUGAUAUUGCCGCAUAAACUACUUGCCGAAGUCGGGGAAACGGAUCUCAACGAUUUGUCGGAACAGCAGAAUUCCGUUUUAAUAAACAAAUGUUGUGAACAUGACCAGAUCGUAGUGAAUUCUGUGUGCAGAUUAGCCAAAGAUUACAAUCAAACUGUAUGGACACCGCAAUUUAAAACGGAAGAUGGAAAAAAAGCACAAGUCAAAUACUCCCGAUACAUCCAUGGCUACCCGGACUGCGAAACAACACAACACCGAGCUAUAUUCUACUUCAACAGUUUAAAAAAAUCUGAAGAUGAAUUAAUCUUAUUGCCAGAUGGCCGUCUCUUGCACAUCAUCCACCAUGAACCAAGUGCUGACAGUGUGAAGGAAGACCCAUUGAUGAGGUUACAGGGGAGCAUUGUUAUUCCCAGCGAACAGCAACAAGCCUCUUACACUUAUGUACAAAACAAAUACUGCAUGGAUAAGAUACUCAUGGCAAACUCUACAAAUACUGGAGAAUAUGCUUUAAUAUGCAUACCGGAUGUUAAAAACUGGACUGAUGUGGACUUCAUAAUCAAGAAGAUAGUCAAUCCAUUAUUCCAUGCCGUCUCUAUGACCCUGUACCUAAUCGUGGCCAUCAUAUACUUUGUACUUCCAACGCUGAGAGAUUUAGCGGGGAAUAUUAUAACAACGAUAAAUAUGUGCCUUAUAGUUAGCCAAGCUGCGGACAUGGUCAGGAUAUUUACUGAAUUUAGCAAUCAUAUCAGCUUCAUGGUCACUGAUAUUCUUUUAUAUAUCAGUCUGUUGGGCGCAUUCUUUUGGCUAAACAGCUUUGGAUUCUACAUCUGGAAGACUUUCAAAUCCCGAAACGUAUUCCUCCGAGUGACGGACGUCCGGAAAUACUGUUACUACUCAUCAGUAGUAUGGUCAAGCGUGGUGCUGAUGGCAGUUAUGGCUAUCGGGGCACAUUUCUUGCUCGACACGGGGAACAAGCUCAACCAGUUCUCAUCUUCAGUUCUAGUGGAUGAUAAAGAACAAGAGACUAUCGGAUGGCUUGGGAUCGCUAUAUUCUUCACCCCGGUGGCAUUCACAAUAAUUUUCAACAUAAUAUUUUAUGUUACAACUCUCAAAGUUAUUAAAAGGAUAAAUAUCUACGGGAGGAUUCAUUACAAACUUAAAGGAUGUUUCGACCUAUUCCUCCAAAUGUUCCUCAUAAUGACCAUAGCCUGGCUCUUCCUGCUUCUAUCCUGGCUCAACUUCAACGGCCUACUCUACGCACACGUGUUCGUUAACCUGAUACAAGCCAUACUAAUAUUCUACGUGUGUGUGGUGAGGCAAGCUCAUGUCACCUUCUUGUUGAAGAAGAGUUGUUGCUACGCAGAGCCCGUGCCUACGGGGGAGUGGGGCGAUGAGAUGACGCAUAUGAAUGGUAAUUAUAAUUAUUGAAUCUCCAAAGUGUAACAGAAUCUGAGAAAAAUAGUGUAAAAUGACUAAAAAUCGGAGAAUGAAGGCGUUACUGCUGGUAGGUAAACAUUAUCAGUAUUUUAAUAGAAAUGUUAAUCUCAUAAUCUUAAAGUUUCUUAUUAAAACUUCCUUUCUGUUUCUUUCGUUUUUCAUAACGCUGUAAAAUCACUAAAUUCUUUCUACUAUACAAUACAAUAAUCAAAAUAGUUGCUUUGUUAAAUUUAAUUAAUCAACUUUUUUA
Molecule: messenger RNA, 1878 nt
Organism: Leguminivora glycinivorella
Lineage: Eukaryota; Metazoa; Arthropoda; Insecta; Lepidoptera; Tortricidae
Gene: mthl5
Product: probable G-protein coupled receptor Mth-like 5
Exons: 8
Coding region: 165-1619 (484 amino acids)
Biological process (GO): cell surface receptor signaling pathway
Cellular component (GO): membrane
Molecular function (GO): transmembrane signaling receptor activity
Source: RefSeq, a predicted model, not a curated record